Rhincodon typus (whale shark) is the source of this 3108-nucleotide messenger RNA. RefSeq names its product calcium channel, voltage-dependent, alpha 2/delta subunit 3a (gene cacna2d3a). The transcript is spliced from 37 exons. Gene Ontology annotation, molecular function: voltage-gated calcium channel activity. Lineage: Eukaryota; Metazoa; Chordata; Chondrichthyes; Orectolobiformes; Rhincodontidae. The record is from RefSeq and is a predicted model, not a curated record. Gene Ontology annotation, cellular component: voltage-gated calcium channel complex. The coding region runs from base 1 to 3108 and encodes 1035 amino acids.
AUGCAUAUUUUGCAAGCUUUCUGUAGCUUUUCUGUAAUCGUGUGGACGUCUUUCAGUGUUACACAGGCACAAGCGAAAGAAUCACAGCAACAAAUUCCCCUCAAUGUGGUAAAACUAUGGGCUUCAGCCUUCGGAGGGGAAAUCAAGUCUAUUUCAGCCAAGUAUUCAGGCUCACAAUUCCUGCAGAAGAAAUAUAAGGAACAUGAGAAAACAGUAUCUGUUCAAGAAAUAGAUGGACUCCAGCUUGUCAAAAAACUGGCAAAGGAUAUGGAAAGAAUGUUUCGCAAUAAAGCUGAAGCAGUAAGACGUCUGGUUGAAGCUGCUGAAAAUGCUCACUUGGAGCAUGAAUAUAAUUCAGAUUUAGAGUAUGAAUACUUCAAUGCUGUUUUAAUAAAUGAAAAAGAUGAAAAUGGCAACUAUGUUGAACUUGGGAAGGAAUUUAUUUUGGAACCAAAUGAACAUUUUAAUAACUUGCCGGUUAACAUCAGCUUAAGUGAUGUCCAGAUACCAACAAACAAGUACAACAAAGACCCUGCCAUAGUAAAUGGAGUUUCCUGGUCUGAAGCAUUAAACAAAAUUUUUGUUGACAAUUUCGAACGUGACCCUUCUCUUUUAUGGCAGUACUUCGGGAGUGCUAAUGGAUUCUUCAGGCAAUACCCAGGUAUAAAAUGGGAGCCAGAUGAAAAUGGAGUGAUUGCAUUUGACUGCAGAAAUCGCAAAUGGUACAUUCAGGCAGCUACUUCACCCAAAGAUGUUAUCAUUUUGGUUGAUGUCAGUGGAAGUAUGAAAGGACUUCGCAUGACAAUAGCCAAACAAACAGUUUCUUCCAUCCUGGACACACUUGGAGAUGAUGACUUUUUCAAUAUUAUUGCAUACAAUGAAGAACUUCACUAUGUGGAACCAUGCAUAAAUGACACUUUAGUACAAGCAGACAGAAACAACAAAGAGCACUUCAGAGAACAUCUUGAUAUCCUGAAUGCAAAGGGAAUUGGGAUGCUAGGUUUCGCUUUAACUGAAGCUUUCACCCUUCUGAAGCAGUUUAACGCCACUGGCCAUGGAAGCACUUGCAGCCAAGCUAUAAUGCUGGUUACUGAUGGGGCUGUGGAUACUUAUGAUACCAUAUUUGCAAAAUACAACUGGCCAGAUCAAAAAGUGCGAAUAUUCGCCUAUUUGAUUGGACGUGAAGCUGUAUUUUCUGAAAAUCUGAAAUGGAUGGCGUGUGCUAAUAAAGGAUACUUCACUCAGAUUUCUACUCUUGCCGAUGUGCAAGAAAAUGUGAUGGAAUACCUUCAUGUUCUGAGCAGACCAAAGGUCAUUGACCAGGAACAUGAUAUUGUGUGGACAGAAGCGUACAUUGAUAACACACUCCCACAGGCUAAAAAGACUGUUGCUGAUUCUGAGCGAGUUCUAAUGACAACAAUUGCAAUGCCUGUGUUUAGCAAGAAGAAUGAGACGCGCACACAAGGUAUUCUUCUGGGUGUGGUCGGAACAGAUGUUCCGGUGAAAGAGCUUUUGAAAGUUAUUCCAAAGUAUAAGCUGGGCAUUCAUGGAUAUGCUUUUGCAAUCACAAACAAUGGUUAUGUCUUAACACAUCCAGAUCUAAGACCACUGUAUGAAGAAGGAAAAAGAAGGAGAAACCCCAAUUACAAGAGUGUUGACCUCUCUGAACUGGAAUGGGAAGACAAGGAUAACAUUCUGCGUAAUGGUAUGGUAAAUCGCAAAACAGGAAAAUUUUCCAUGGAGGUGAAAAAGACUGUUGAGAAAGGGAAGCGAGUCUUAGUGAUGACAAAUGAUUACUAUUACACAGACAUCAAAGGCACUCCAUUCAGUCUAGGUGUGGCUUUAUCCAGAGGACAUGGCAAGUACUUCCUCCAGGGAAAUGUUACACUGGAAGAAGGUAUGCAUGACAUAGAAUAUAAAGAACUUGCUGUUCCACUAGCCAAGCAAUUUCAAUACAGUUGCAACACUCGCAUCUAUCCGACAAUAAAUGCUGACAAGGGUGUUGAAGUUUCUUUCCUUGGAACACGUACAGGCCUAAGCCGUGUCAAUCUGUUUGUUGGACAAGAACAACGUACUAAUCAAGAUUUUUUGACUGCAAAGGACAGGGAAAGUAUUUUCACAGCAGAUCAUUUCCCUCUGUGGUACAGGAAAUCAGCGGAACAACUUCCAGGCACUUUUGUCUAUUCCAUUCCAUUUAGUACAGAGACAGAAAAUAAAAGCAAUGUUGUGACAGCUAGUACAACUGUCCAGCUCUUGGACAACAGAAAAUCACCAGUAGUUGCAGCUGUAGGUAUUCAGAUGAAAUUGGAGUUUUUCCAGAAGAAAUUCUGGACUGCAAGCCGACAGUGUGCGUCUCUUGAUGGAAAGUGCACAAUAAACUGUGACGAUGAGAUAAUAAAUUGUUACCUCAUAGAUAACAAUGGAUUUAUUUUGGUUUCUGAAAAUUAUGAUGAGACUGGAACUUUUUUUGGGGAAGUGGAAGGAGCGGUUAUGAAUAAGUUACUAAUCAUGGGCUCAUUUAAACGAAUAACACUUUAUGACUACCAAGCUAUGUGUAAAGCAACCGUAGACAAUAGCGACAGUGCACAUAGUUUACUGGAUCCUUAUUAUGUCUUUUUUGCUGCAAUAAAGUGGAUUAUGACUGAACUUGUCUUAUUUCUGGUGGAGUUCAAUCUUUGCAGUUUGUGGAAUUCAGACUUCACAGUGAAAGCACAGAGUCCUAAGCAAGUUCUUCAGCCAUGUGACACUGAAUAUCCAGCCUUUGUGUCUGAACGAACUAUCAAGGAAACCACAGGAGCAGUCAGCUGUGAAGGGUGCUACAAGUCAUUUGUCAUCCAACAGAUUCCAAGCAGUAACCUCUUCAUGGUUGUUGUAGACGCCAGCUGUGAUUGCCCUAUUGGACCAAUUACAAUGGACCCUAUAGAAAUAAUGUAUAAUGAAUCACAGAAAUGUGAUCAUCUUAGAUCUCAGAAAAUCAGAAGACGUCCAGAUUCCUGUCAUCCAUUCCAUGCUGAAGAAAAUGCAAGAGAAUGUGGAGGUGCACUUGGUCUAACCCCUUACCUUGCGAUUCAACUGCUGCCUCUCACUGUUGCAUUGUCUCAGACGUGA